CCCAAAACAUUCCUGUUCUCUGUGGAGAGAAGGGCGCUGUCUCGUUGCGCACUUAUUAUUCUGCUAUAAACCUCCGUUCUAACUGCAUCAUCUCGCUGUGAAACCUGCUCUGUGUUUCCAGGGAUCUCUGCUCCGCCGUGAGGAAGAACCACUGACUGAAGAUGUCUGGUGUGGAUGAAGAGGAGGACGGAUCAGAGUGUGAGGACAGAAAUCAGCAGCUCAGACCCUCAGCAGAGUCUUCAGGAUCCAGCAGGUUGUCUCUGAAGAGUGACUGGUCCAGAAUGACUCCUCCAGUCUUCAGUGGUGAACCUGGACCUUCAGAGUCAAAAAAUCAGCAGCUCAGACCCUCAGCAGAGUCUUCAGGAUCCAGCAGGUUGUCUCUGAAGAGUGACUGGUCCAGAAUGACUCCUCCAGUCUUCAGUGGUGAACCUGGACCUUCAGACUCAAACUAUCAGCAGCUCAGACCCUCAGCAGAGUCUUCAGGAUCCAGCAGGUUGUCUCUGAAGAGUGACUGGUCCAGAAUGACUCCUCCAGUCUUCAGUGGUGAACCUGGACCUUCAGACUCAAAAAAUCAGCAGCUCAGACCCUCAGCAGAGUCUUCAGGAUCCAGCAGGUUGUCUCUGAAGAGUGACUGGUCCAGAAUGACUCCUCCAGUCUUCAGUGGUGAACCUGGACCUUCAGACUCAAAAAAGAGGAAGAGCAGUGAUGUCUGUGAGGAGCAGCCAGAAAAAUCCAGAAGCGUCGCUGCACCAAGUGUUGAUCUGCAGCAGCUUUUAGAAGAACAUAAGAAGAGUCUGAGGAGGAGAUGUGAACGUGUGACUGAAGGAAGUGAUGAAGCAGGAGGAGGAAGCCUCCUCAACAGGAUCUACACUGAGCUCCACAUCACAGAGGGACUCAGUGAGGAGCUUCAGAGGGAACCUGAGCUGAAGCAGCUGGAGACAGCUUCCAGGAAGGAGAGCCUCCAUCACACUGCCAUCAGGGUUCAGGACAUCUUCAAAGCCUCGGCCCAGCAGCUCAGACACAUCCGAGUGGUUCUGACCAACGGCGUGGCCGGCAGUGGAAAAACCUUCUCCGUGCACAAGUUCAGUCUGGACUGGGCCGAGGGCCUGGAGAACCAGGAUGUCAGUGUGCUGGUGGUGCUCUCCUUCAGGGAGCUGAACCUGCUGGGAGAGCGGUCGUACAGUCUCCUCUCGCUGCUGGCUGUUUUCCAUCCCACGCUCCAGAAGCUGACGGCAGAGGAGCUGGCUGUCUGCAAGCUGCUCUUCAUCUUGGACGGCCUGGAUGAAAGCAGACUUUCUCUGGACUUCAGCAGCAGCCGGCGGCUGCUUGACGUCUCCCAGCAGUCUUCAGUCAGCCUGCUGCUCACUAACCUCAUCCGGGGGGAUCUGCUGCCCUCGGCUCGGGUCUGGAUCACUUCCCGACCGGCGGCGGCCCAUCAGAUCCCUCCAACAUAUGUGGACAGACUGACAGAAGUGCGAGGCUUCACUGACGCCCAGAAGGAGGAGUACUUCAGGAGGAGGCUGAGUGAUGAGGAGCUGAGCAGCAGAAUCAUCUCCCACAUCCAGACCUCCAGGAGCCUCCACAUCAUGUGUGGAAUCCCAGUCUUCUGCUGGAUCACUGCUACAGUUCUGGAGCACAUGUUGAGCAGCGAGCAGAGAGGAGAGCUGCCCCAGACCCUGACUGACAUGUACUCCCACUUUGUGCUGGUUCAGACACACAGGAAGAAGCUCAAGUACCAUGAAGGACCUACCAAGGGUUUACGGAAGCUGACAGAGGCUGACAGGGAGCUUCUUCUGAAUCUGGGCAGGAUGGCCUUUAAAUAUCUGGCGAAAGGAUACAUCCUGUUCUACCAAGAAGACCUGGAGCAGUGUGGUCUGGACGUGACUGAGGCCUCGCUGUUCUCUGGAAUCUGUACUCAGAUCUUCAAAAGAGAGUCUGUGAUCUUCCAGAAAGCCGUCUACAGCUUCGUCCAUGUGACUGUUCAGGAGUUUCUGGCUGCAGUCUUCAUGUUCCACUGCUUCACCAGUGGGAAGACAGACGUGCUGACGACCUUCAUCCGAAAGAAUGAUGCUUUCACAUCUUUGGACAUCUUCCUUCAGAAAGUCGUGGAAAAAUCCGUCAGAAGUCCAAACGGCCACCUGGACCUGUUUGUCCGCUUCCUUCAUGGCCUCUCUCUGGAAUCCAACCAGAGACUCUUAAAAGGUCUGCUAGGUCGCACAGAGAUCAGUACAGAAACCAUCCAGAGAGUCAUCCAGAACCUGAAGGAGAUCAACAGUGAUAAAAUGUCUCCUGACAGAAGCAUCAACAUCUUCCACUGUCUGACGGAGAUGAAGGACCUCUCAGUACAUCAGGAGAUCCAAGAGUUCCUGAAGUCAGAGAACAGAUCAGAGAAGAGACUCUCUGAGAUCCACUGCUCAGCUCUGGCCUACAUGCUGCAGAUGUCAGACCAGGUCCUGGAGGAGUUGGACCUGAAGAAGUACAACACAUCAAAGGAGGGACGACGGAGACUGAUCCCAGCUGUGAGGAACUGCAGAAAGGCUGAACUUUCUCGAUGUCAACUCUCUGAUUGUCACUAUGAGGUGAUCUCCUCAGCUCUGAAGUCUGACCCCUCCCAUCUGGAACAUCUGGACCUCAGUGGCAACAAACUGGAGGAUUCAUCAGUGAAGAUUCUGUGUUCUGGACUGGAGAGUCCAAACUGUCAGCUGGAGACUCUGAGGUUGGAGAACUGCUGGAUGUCAGAGAUCAGCUGUUCUUCUGUGGCCUCAGCUCUGAAGUCCAACCCCUCCCUCCAGAAACAUCUGGAACAUCUGGACCUGAGUCAGAACCAUCUGCAGGAUUCAGCAGUUGAGCAGCUGUGUGGUUUUCUGCAGAGUCCACUCUGUGGUCUGCAGACUCUGAGGUUGAGGGACUGCAGUUUGUCAGAGAUCAGCUGUUCUUCUGUGGCCUCAGCUCUGAAGUCCAACCCCUCCCUCCAGAAACAUCUGGAACAUCUGGACCUGAGUGUGAACCCUCUGCAGGAUUCAGGAGUUUCUCAGCUGUGUGAUUUUCUGCAGAGUCCACUCUGUGGUCUGCAGACUCUGAGGUUGGACUUCUGCAGGUUGUCAAGGAUCAGCUGUUCUUCUCUGGCCUCAGCUCUGAAGUUCAACCCCUCCCACCUGAAGGAGCUCCACCUGGAUUUAAACCAGCUGCAGGCUCCAGAUGUGCAGCAGCUGGUUGAUCUCCAGCAGAGUCCAGACUGCAGCCUGCAGACUCUGAGGUGGAAGAACUGAGAUCAGAGCUUCAUCCAGCAGUGAGUGACAGAGUAACUACCAGAAAAUCUGCAGAGUGUCAGCGGUGCAGUGUGAAGAGUCCAGCAUCGAACUGGGGUUCCUCUAUAUGUGAUGUUGUACUGCUGAAGAAUAAGACAACUCCUGCACAGGGCCGUUUCAAGGAAUUUGGGGGCCCCAGGCAAGAUGGACAUUGACCCCCCCCUAAAAAAAAAAAAAAAGAAAAAAAAGGGUUAUUGUCUCAGUUCACUCACACUUUGUAACAAAAACAUCUUUUUUUUUAUCUUCCU
Molecule: messenger RNA, 3556 nt
Organism: Salarias fasciatus (jewelled blenny)
Lineage: Eukaryota; Metazoa; Chordata; Actinopteri; Blenniiformes; Blenniidae
Product: NACHT, LRR and PYD domains-containing protein 12-like
Exons: 13
Coding region: 162-3269 (1035 amino acids)
Molecular function (GO): protein binding
Source: RefSeq, a predicted model, not a curated record